AUGUGUUAUGAUAGGAAAUGCAACAGAUAUGCUCUGUAUACCAACAAGAGUUUCUUGUUUUUCUCACCAGUGGGAGUGCAAGGACAGAGCUACAUCAAGAACACUGAAAUAAGGAUCGUCCUCCUAGGGAAAACUGGAGUUGGGAAAAGUUCAACAGGAAACACUAUACUGGGAGAGAACAGAUUUGAAUAUAAAAAAAGUUUGAACUCUGUAACAAAGCAAUGUAGGGUUGAGGAGUCAGUUGUUGGAGGACGAUAUGUAUCUGUCAUUGACACUCCUGGGUUUUUUGACACAAAACUUCCAGAAGAAGACAUGGCAGAUGAGAUGGCAAAGAGUGUUUUUGAAUUUGCACCAGGACCUCAUGCAUUCUUAUUUGUACUUCCUCCAGAUAGAUUCACAAAGCAGGAGAAAGAGGUACUGACAGAAAUUCAAAACAUGUUUGGUGUUGGUGUGCUGAGGUAUCUCAUAAUCCUCUUCACAAAGGGGGAUGGUAUUGACCCAGAGACAUUUAAGUCAGAGGUAAAUGAGAAUAACAUAUUAGGACCAAUUGUUGAAAGCUGUCAGGGGUAUCAUGUCUUCAACAACAGAGAUCAGAAUAACAGAGAGCAGGUGUAUGAUCUACUGCAGAAGAUUGACACAAUGAUAGAGCAGAAUGGAGGAUACUACACUAAUGAUAUGUAUCAAGAAGCUCAGAGAUUUAGACAAGAGGAAGAAAAGAAAAUAAGAGAUGAGAGAAGAAAUAGAGAGGAAGCAGAAUUUAGUGGAGAGUACCAUAAUCCAAUGUUUUCGGAGUCACUGAGAUUUGUACCACAGGAUGGAAGGAAUAGAAAAAGACAAUACUGUGCAAAAACAUCAGCAUUUAAGCGUUUCCGGCAAAGAUUCAUUCAUUUUUUUGCAUGUCUUGCAAAUCGAUUCCGUCGGCGCAGAGAAAACCCAUCAUACUCACCUAUGAAGUAA
Molecule: messenger RNA, 957 nt
Organism: Megalobrama amblycephala (Wuchang bream)
Lineage: Eukaryota; Metazoa; Chordata; Actinopteri; Cypriniformes; Xenocyprididae
Product: GTPase IMAP family member 9-like
Exons: 1
Coding region: 1-957 (318 amino acids)
Molecular function (GO): GTP binding
Source: RefSeq, a predicted model, not a curated record